This is a messenger RNA of Neogale vison (American mink), 2801 nucleotides long. It is a transcript of the gene EEPD1, whose product is annotated as endonuclease/exonuclease/phosphatase family domain containing 1. Gene Ontology annotation, biological process: DNA repair. NCBI's taxonomy places the organism in Eukaryota, Metazoa, Chordata, Mammalia, Carnivora, Mustelidae. Bases 582 to 2291 code for a protein of 569 amino acids. The record is from RefSeq and is a predicted model, not a curated record. The transcript is spliced from 8 exons. Gene Ontology annotation, molecular function: catalytic activity; DNA binding. Gene Ontology annotation, cellular component: plasma membrane.
GCGAGCUGGAGCUGUGGCUCUGGUGCUGGGCACCGACGCGGUCCUGGCGGAUCCCGCGUCCGAGUCGGGAGCAGGACUUUUCGGCUAGAUCAACGCAACUGCGGCAACGCCGCAAGUCCUGGUGCAGCCUCGAGACUUGGUGCAGCCACGGCGGCCGGAUUUCGCCGCCGCUGCCGCCUCCGCGCAGCCCUGCAGCUCUUGCUGGCUCUGGGAGAGCGACUCUGAGAGUUUCUCCCGCAGAAAGACCCGGGACGCGCGGCUGGAAGCGGCCCAGCCACUGACCAUACAUACGCGGGCACCCGGAUUGGAGGCAGGGGGCCCGCGCGGUCCUGGGCUAGGCUCAGGCUCCUGAGCCGCAGGUGGAAGGACGCCCCGGGGGAGCAGCGGAGAGGUGGCCAAGUGAAAGGUACUUUUGGACACCCUGAGCAUGGAGAUUUAGUGUUUGUCUUUGGUAACUGUUUCAUUCCCUGCAUCCUGAACCUUCCCUCCUUCUGUGCCAGUAAGGUCUGUUGGGCUUUCUCCCUAGCCAGAGAGGAGUUCUGCGGUGGUGAGGCCUUCCUGGGCCACUGACCCUGGCCGGCAUGGGGAGCACGCUGGGCUGCCACCGCUCCAUACCGCGGGACCCCUCAGACCUGUCCCACAACCGCAAGUUCAGCGCAGCCUGCAACUUCAGCAACAUUCUGGUGAAUCAGGAGCGACUGAACAUCAACACGGCCACAGAGGAGGAGCUGAUGACCCUGCCUGGUGUGACCCGUGCGGUGGCCCGCAGCAUUGUGGAGUACCGCGAGUACAUCGGUGGCUUCAAAAAGGUGGAGGACCUGGCGCUGGUCAGCGGCGUGGGUGCCACCAAGCUGGAGCAGGUCAAGUUCGAGAUCUGCGUGAGCAGCAAGGGCAGCUCGGCACAGCAUUCUCCCAGCUCCCUGCGGCGGGACCUGCUGGCAGAGCAGCAGCCUCACCACCUGGCCACUGCCGUGCCCCUCACCCCACGGGUCAACAUCAACACGGCCACCCCGGCUCAGCUCAUGAGCAUACGGGGCCUCACGGAGAAGAUGGCAGUCAGCAUCGUGGACUAUCGCCGUGAGCAUGGGCCUUUCCGUAGCGUUGAGGACCUGGUGAGGAUGGGCGGUAUCAAUGCUGCCUUCCUCGACAGGAUCCGACACCAGGUGUUUGCGGAGCGGUCCCGGCCCCCGUCCACCCACACCAAUGGAGGCCUGACCUUCACCGCCAAGCCUCACCCCAGCCCUACCUCGCUGAGCCUGCAGAGUGAGGACCUGGACCUGCCACCUGGGGGGCCCACCCAGAUCAUCUCCACGCGCCCUUCCGUGGAGGCCUUUGGAGGCACAAGGGAUGGGCGGCCAGUGCUGAGGCUGGCCACUUGGAACCUGCAGGGCUGCUCAGUGGAGAAGGCCAACAACCCUGGAGUGCGAGAAGUGGUGUGCAUGACCCUCCUGGAAAACAGCAUCAAGCUUCUAGCUGUGCAGGAACUACUUGACAGAGAGGCUCUGGAAAAGUUCUGUGCGGAGUUAAACCAGCCUAUCCUGCCCAACAUCCGCAAGUGGAAGGGGCCCCGGGGAUGCUGGAAGGCCGUUGUUGCUGAGAUGCCCUCCACUCAGCUCCAGAAGGGGGCCGGGUUCUCUGGAUUCCUGUGGGAUACCACGGCCGGUGUGGAGUUGAGAGACGCCAGCUCGCAGGAAAAUUCGCCUGGUAAUGGGCAUGGGAAGCCGCUGGGGCCCAGCCCGUACCUUGCACGGUUCAAGGUGGGAAGUAACGACUUGACCCUUGUGAACCUUCACCUGGCAGCCUUGAUCCUGCCGGGGAGUGAGAAUCCGAGCAGGAAUCACAGUGACAGCCACCGCUUGGCCAGCUUUGUGCAGACCUUGCAGGAAACCCUGAAAGGAGAAAAAGACAUGAUUGUUUUAGGGGACUUCGGCCAGGGUCCUGAGAGCAGUGACUGUGAUAUCUUGAGGAAAGAAAAAUUCUACCACCUAGUCCCUGCCCACACCUUCACCAACAUCAGCACCAAGAAUCCCCAAGGCUCGAAGUCUCUAGACAACAUCUGGAUCAGUAAAAGCUUAAAGAAGGUCUUCACAGGUCACUGGGCCGUAGUGAGAGAAGGCCUCACGAACCCUUGGAUUCCCGAUAACUGGUCCUGGGGCGGAGUGGCUUCUGAGCACUGCCCCGUGCUCGCUGAGUUUUAUGCUGAAAAGGAUUGGAACAAGAGGGAAGGCCCUCGGAACGGCAACGGGGUCACCUUGGAGCGAAGUGAAGCCAACGUUAAGCAUGAGCGAUGACGGCACCCAGAGGUCUCCCCACCUCUGAGUCUGGAGGGCCUCAGGCAGGGGAAUCCACCCUUCCAGGUGAAGACGCGGAGCCAGCACUGUGUCAUGGUCUUGGGCCUGACAACACUAGCCCCUGGACCUUGACCUGCCUGCCUUCUCUGUGGACGUUCUUGGACCUCUCAUGGGGGAGGUCCCAUCAGAAGCACAGUGGGGGACCGAGAUGUCUUGUAAUCUGGGGCUGUCGUCCAUUCCUGUAGACGCAGGCCGGUCGGCCACCACCCCUGGGUGGCGGCGUGCACAGAACCGUGACGGGGCUGAUGGGGCUGGAGAGGGUGGUCUCAGCCUGCUAGGCCGGGUCUGAGCCGUGCCAGAAGCACUCGUCUCUGACGACUAACUGGUCCAUGACGCUCUGGCUGCAGACUGUAUAAAGCUUUUAACUGUGACUGAGCUGAGCACUCUUCUCAGAUAUUUUGAGUGGUGAUUUUUAGUUUUGUUUUGAAAAAAUAAACAGAGAUGAACGUU